Messenger RNA from Suncus etruscus (white-toothed pygmy shrew), 1527 nucleotides. Its product is annotated as neuropeptide Y receptor type 4-2-like. The coding region runs from base 189 to 1316 and encodes 375 amino acids. The record is from RefSeq and is a predicted model, not a curated record. Gene Ontology annotation, biological process: G protein-coupled receptor signaling pathway. Lineage: Eukaryota; Metazoa; Chordata; Mammalia; Eulipotyphla; Soricidae. Gene Ontology annotation, cellular component: neuron projection; plasma membrane. The transcript has 2 exons. Gene Ontology annotation, molecular function: pancreatic polypeptide receptor activity; neuropeptide binding.
AGGCUGCAGCUGAGAGCAGCCAGCCAGUCUCCGCAGUAGGGCGUCCAGAGCGUCCCGGGGGCGGGCGCGGGCGGCAGCGCAGGAGGGAGGCGAGCGCACAGCCGGGCGGCUCCGCAGGGCGGGCACCCAGCUUCCAACUGCCGGAGCAGGUGUCAUCACUGAACAUCCUAAAAUCACCUCAAUCCAUCAUGAACAUCUCUCAUAACCUGACCUUCAUGCGCUCAGGAUUCCUGCAGGGUCAAAACAGUAGCAACUCACAGGGCAUCUCAUAUAACAUCUACGAACACUGUCAGGAUUCUGUAGACUUCAUAAUUUUCAUUGCUAUUUUUUAUAGCAUUGAGACCAUUGUGGGGGUUCUGGGUAAUCUCUGCCUGGUAUGUGUGAUCAUAAGGCAAAAGGAAAAGGCCAAUGUGACCAACCUUCUCAUUGCCAACUUGGCCUUCGCAGACUUCCUCAUGUGUCUCAUAUGUCAGCCACUCACUGUCACCUAUACCAUCAUGGACUACUGGAUCUUUGGUGAGGCUCUUUGUAAGAUGUCAUCUUUUAUACAGUGCAUGUCAGUGACAGUGUCUAUACUCUCACUUGUCAUUGUGGCUCUGGAGAGGCAUCAGCUCAUCAUUAACCCAACAGGUUGGAAGCCCAGUAUCUCCCAGGCAUACCUGGGUAUUGUGGUCAUCUGGCUCAUUGCCUUCCUCCUAUCCUUGCCAUUCCUGACCUAUAAUGUUUUAGAGGGUGUCUUUCACAUGAAUCAUUCCAAGGAUCUGAAGUUUCUGGAAGAUAAGUUGGUCUGUAUUGAGUCUUGGCCACAGGACCACCACCGUAUUAUCUACAGCACCUUCCUGCUUCUCUUUCAGUAUUGUGUUCCUCUGGCCUUCAUUCUGGUCUGCUAUGUGCGCAUCUACCAGAGACUGCGGAAGCAGAGGAAAGUAUUUCAUAAGGGCACCUGUAGCUCACGGUCUUGGCAGAUGAAGCGAAUUAACAUGACCCUUAUGGCGAUGAUGGCUGCCUUUGCUGUUCUCUGGCUUCCCCUGCAUGUGUUCAAUAGCCUAGUAGACUGGUAUUAUGAGGCUAUUCCCCCCUGCCAUGAAAACCUUAUCUUCCUGGUAUGUCACCUGCUUGCCAUGGCCUCCACUUGUGUCAACCCUUUAAUCUAUGGCUUUCUCAACACCAACUUCAAGAAGGAAGUCAAAGCUCUUGUGCUGACUUGCCAGAAGAGAAGCCCUACGGAGGAGUCAGAACAUCUUCCCCUGUCCACAGUGCACACAGAGGUCUCCAAGGGAUCCACGAGGCUCAGUGUCAGAUCCAAUCCCAUUUAAGCAGAACUAAGACUUUUUGCUGCUAGCUAUGUGCAUUGCUAGGCUGCUCUCUCUGUUAAGAGGGCACAAUGUAAGCUGGGGAUGGCAUUUAAUAUUUAUUGAUUUGCCAGGGGCCCAUACAAACUGUCAAGAGCUGUGCAUUUCUGCAUCAUGAAGCAUAACAUUCUAUUGGCUCAGCUGUUUAACUCUGAGAGAAUUCUCAGUCUGAACU